Molecule: messenger RNA, 357 nt
Organism: Vigna unguiculata (cowpea)
Lineage: Eukaryota; Viridiplantae; Streptophyta; Magnoliopsida; Fabales; Fabaceae
Source: RefSeq, a predicted model, not a curated record
AUGAGUUUGGCUUUGAAACGAUUGCAAGUGCCAAAUCUUCAAAAGAAACGGGUGAGGUUCCAAAAGCUUAGGGGCGAGUUGGAAAGUAUGAAGAUGAAGGAGACAAAAAGAGUAACUGAGUACAUUACUUGGCUUGAAACUGUGGUGAACCAACUUGCUAGAAACAGAGAGACGUUGUCCGCUAGCCAAGUUGUGGAAAAGAUUUUGAGGUCGAUGACCGAUGACUUCAAGAAUGUGGUGUGCGCGAUUGAAGAGUCUAAGGACCUAUCAAAGCUCACAAUUGAAGAGCUUGCAGAAUCUCUUGAAGCACAUGAAAAACAAAAGAAGAAGUGUGAGCUACUUGAUCAAUUACUUUAA